Molecule: messenger RNA, 6928 nt
Organism: Hevea brasiliensis (rubber tree)
Lineage: Eukaryota; Viridiplantae; Streptophyta; Magnoliopsida; Malpighiales; Euphorbiaceae
Product: putative disease resistance protein RGA3
Exons: 15
Coding region: 151-3363 (1070 amino acids)
Biological process (GO): defense response to other organism
Molecular function (GO): ADP binding
Source: RefSeq, a predicted model, not a curated record
GAAAUCAAUAUCUCCUUCAAGAGCCUAAAUCCUUGUUAUAAAUAUUUCCAAUGCAUUUUCAACCUCCACACAUCUUCAUAAUCCUUCUCUUCAAACCUUAAACACUUCCCAUUUCUGACUUACCUUCACUUUUCACUCACUUGAAAGGCAAUGGCAGAAGCAGUUCUCUGUGAUCUUGCCGGGGGAAUCAUUUCAAAGCUGGCUUCUCUAGUUCUUCAAGAGACUAUUCUGUGCUUUGGUGUCAAAGACGAGCUUGGGAAACUCGGGAGGACAGUUUCAACGAUCCAAGCUGUGCUUCUUGAUGCAGAGCAGCAGUAUUCGCAGAGUCAUCAAGUCAAAGAAUGGGUUGACUCGCUAAAAGAUGCUUUUUACGAUGCUGAUGACUUGCUAGAUGAGUUCUCCACAGAUGUUUUAGUGAAGCAGAUGAUGACUGGCAAUAAAAUGGUGAAGGAGGUACGCCUCUUCUUUUCAAGCUCAAACCCAUUUGUUUAUGGUCUUAAAAUGGCUCAUAAGAUUGGAAAAGUUAGAAGUAAAUUAGACGAGAUUGUUGCAAAUAGGAAUUUUCACUUAGAAAAUCUCCCUGAGAAGACAUUUCCUAUGGUUGAGGAAAGAGAGCAAACUCACUCUUCUUUACCUCAAGUAGUUGUUGGCAGAGAAAAUGAUAAGAAGGAAAUUAUUGAUUUUCUUCUGUCUUCUAGUUAUAGGGAGAAUGUGUCGAUCAUUUCCAUUGUUGGUCUUGGAGGAUUAGGAAAGACAACACUUGCUAAACUUGCAUAUAAUGAUGAUAUGGUGAAAUCAAAUUUUGAGCUUAAAAUGUGGGUGUGCAUUUCUGAAAAGUUUGAUGUCAAAAUAAUUGUUGAAAAGAUUUUGGAGUCUCUUGAUCAUCAGAGAACUACAAAUCUUCAAAUGAAUACCUUGAAAGAUCUUCUUCUUGAAAAAAUUAGUGAAAAAAAAUAUUUACUUGUUUUGGAUGAUUUGUGGGAUGAUGAUUCAGGAAAAUGGUUUAAGUUAAAGGAUUUGUUAGUUGGAGGUGCAAGUGGAAGCAAAAUUAUUGUAACCACACGUCACAGAAAAGUUGCAGAAAUUAUAAGAUCGGAAAAAACACAUGACUUACAAAAGCUACUUCCUGAUGAUUCGUGGUCUUUACUUAAAAAAAUGGCCUCUAAACCAGGGCAAGUGAUUAGCUUAGAACAUGAGAAAGUUGGAAGAGAAAUUGUGAAAAAGUAUUGUGAUGGGGUCCCUUUAGCCAUAAGUGUAAUAGGACGUGUAUUGUAUUUUAAAAAUACAAUAGAUGAGUGGCAACUUUUCAAAGAAAAAGAACUUCCAAAUGUAAAUGAAGAGGGAAAUAGUAUUAUGCAGACUCUCAAAUUGAGUUAUAAUUAUCUACCUUCUCAUUUAAAGCGUUGUUUUGCUUAUUAUAGUUUACAUCCAAAAAAUUAUAGAAUUGCUAUAAGACAUUUGGUGGGUCUUUGGAUAGCACAAGGAUUUAUCAAAUCUUCAGAUUCAAAACAAAGUCUUGGAGAUAUAGGCUUAAUAUAUUUCAGGGAUCUUGUAUGGAGGUUUUUCUUUGAAAAAGUAGAAGAAGAUUUAUCAGGUAAUUUAACAUAUUGUAAAAUGCAUGAUUUGAUGUAUGAUCUAGCUAAGCUAGUAGCAAGAGAGGAAAAUAUUUUACUAAUUUCAGAUGAAGAGCGUGUUCAAGAAGGAAUUCGACACUUGUCUAUGGAUUUUCAAAUUGAGUCAUGGGAGAAAGUUGCAAAUUGCUUACUUGAUAUGACAAAGUUGCGAACAUUUAUAUCAUGGCCAGAAAAGCAAGAUAAAGAAGUAGAAUGCCAUGAAAUUUUGUCCAGAUUAAGUUGUGUAAGGGUGUUGAUUUUGCGUGGUAUGGGAUUUGAGAGAGUGCCACCUUCCAUUGGCAAAUUAAAACUUAUAAGGUUUCUCGAUCUUUCUUAUAGUAAAGGCAUUGAGAUCCUUCCUGAUUCCAUUAUUAAACUCCAAAACCUGCAAACUCUGUACCUAUAUGAUUGUGAAAAGCUUAAGCAGCUGCCUAAGCAUAUGAAAAGGUUGGUCAAUCUCAGGGAUCUUGGCAUUUCGGGAUGUGUUAGUUUGACUCAUAUGCCACGUGGGAUUGGUCAACUAACUUCCCUUGAGUAUUUGACAACAUUCGUACUGGCCAAAGACAAUGGAGUCUCCAAGCAUAGUGGUGGACUCAGUGAAUUACGUUACUUGAAUAAUUUGAGAGAAGAUCUAGAGAUCUUGAAUCUUCAGUAUGUGAAAAAUCCAGCAUCUGAAUUUGAGGCUGCCAAUUUGAAAGAGAAGCAACACCUUCAAUCCUUAUCGUUAGCAUGGCAAUUGGGCGAUCGCUAUGAUAAUGAUAGUAAUAGGGGUCCAGAUAAUGUUGAAAAUGACGAAGAAAUGUCACUGGAAGAGUUUCGACCACACCUUAAUCUAAAAGAAUUGAUUGUGUAUGGGUGUGGAAGACUCAUGUUUCCAAGCUGGAUUUCUUCCCUCACUAAUUUGGUGACACUUCAAAUUGAUGACUGCAAAAAAUGCCAGUAUUUUCCACCGUUGGAACAGUUCCCUUCACUUAAACGUUUGAUGAUUGUGAAUUUAACUGAUCUGGAGUACAUGGAGAGUGGGAUUAAUUUCGACAAUGCAUUAUUCUUCCCUUCCUUAGAGGAUCUCUCCCUCAAAAAUUGCCCAAAUCUGAAGGGAUGGAGGAGGGAUACAUCCAUGCCUCAGUUGCUACAAUUUCACUGUCUUGAUUAUUUGGACAUCAGGUCUUGCCCUAACCUCACUUCAAUGCCUCUUAUUCCAUCUAUCCGAAAAUUGGUAUUGAAAAAUGCCAGCAAGAAGUCAUUGGAGGAUAUACUGAAGGUGAAGAUUUCAGUGUCACAGUCAACCUCUUCUUCGAUUUCCCUUUCUAAAUUGCAAAUUCUGACAAUAGAGAACAUUGAGGAUCUAGAAUUUCUGCCAGAGGAGUUGUGGCAUCUACCCUCCCUCGAGCUUCUUGCCAUCGAGGCUUGUGAGAAGCUCGAUUUAUCUGAUGAUAUGCAGUGGCAGUACCUUAGAAGCCUCCGGGAGCUUCAAUUAAUAAAUAUGAACAAAUUGGCAUCCCUCCCGAAGGGACUUCAACAUGUUCCCACUUUGCACAAACUCUCAAUUGAAAGUUGUCAUCAUUUGGAAUCUUUACCGGAGUGGAUGGAAAGCCUCACUGCAUUACAAUCUUUCUGUAUUGAAGAAUGCCCUCAACUGUCAGAAAGAUGCAAAAACAACAUGAGUGCUGAUUGGCCCAAGAUUUCUCACAUCCCAAAUAUUUGUGUUGAUGGAAGAUGGAUUCAAGAGGAUGGCUGCUACAAACCAUGAUCAGAAGAAUCAGACUGGGGUUGACAGAUAUCUUGAAAUAUUCUCUCUUAAAUCUCAAAACUGUUGUUCAUAGAUGUUGAACAAUUGGUUUGCAACCAUGACAAUAUCUAUUAGGAUGUCCUGAUUCUGCUUCUUAACUUUAGGAUGGGGAUUCAUUGAGUAACUUCAUAUAUGGAAUUGUGAUGAAGGAGGGCAUUGUCAUCGAUCAACUUCUUCUACGAGUCUUACUUCUCUUCACAUUCCUUUUGCUUUGUUUCCCCAAAACUUUUGAUUCUUCUUUCAAUUUCAAUUCUCAACUCAAAUGGAGGCUUGGGAGGGUUUUAUGGUGGCUAAAGGAUGGAAGAAAAUGGCUUACAUUAACCAUUGGCAUCAGAAACGCCAUGUGAAGAGAUGGACAGCAGCAACACUCUUCUCUCCACUUCUUCGAUUUUGGGUUCUGUGGUGAAAGGGUACAACAGCUGGCUUCUUCAAGGAUGGGAAUCAUUGUGAUGAAGGUCGCUGUCAUAUAUCAACUUCUCUUCACCUCAUUCCUUUGUAAGUUAAAUCAACAACACAUUUGUACUGCUAAAUACAGAGGUGGAAAGGCAUUGGUUCUGAAAGCAAAAGUAUAUUACUGGGUUUUUUUUUUUCCCAAUUUACAAGUUCCAUCAGACAGUGUUGAAAAAAUGACCAUCUCGAAUUUCUUCCAAAAAAUGUAAAGCAUUUGCCCCAAAUUGAAGCCUUAUCUUGGGAAAUGUGAUAUGGAAGGUGGAACUGCCACUACGAAGAAAUCCAUACCAGAAUUUUAGCUUCUACGUGUUGCAAGAGAAUUGAUUUUCUAUGCAGAAACUGACAAGCUAUGUAAACAACAUGACCAUUGAUCAGUGUUUUAUGGAAACACUUUAGACUAGGAUGAAGUUCCGGGUUACAAUGCAUUGAGACCAUCAUAUCAUGGCUGCAGUUAUCUGAAAUUAAUAAACAGUCAUAAAUAUUCCUGUUGUAGAAUUGUGUUGAAAGUGCUUCCUUGAAUAUUCUAUGCUACAAUUUGGAUGGUUUAAAGGGGUUCUAAAAUUUAGUUUUGGAGUAUCAAUCUGAUCUCUAAAUGUUGAGAGAGAAAGCAUUUUGACAAGAUUUGGGUGCUGGGGAAAUUAGGAUUUAUUCCUUCCAUCCAGUUGUGGGGAAAACAAAAUGACGAUAAGGAGUUUCUUCUAGAAAAUGUAAAGCAUUGGCCCAAAUUUGGGUGUAAUCUCCAAGCACGUAAUAUGGAAGAAACUUGCUUUGUUCAAUGCUCCUCUGUUUUUUCUGAUGAUACGCAGGGUCAAUACCUUAGUAGCAUCCAGGAGCUUCAAUAUAGAAAUAUGAACAAACUGGCGUCCCUCCCAAAGGGAUUUCAACAUGUUCCCUCUCUGUGCAGACUCACAAUGGACAGUUGCGCUAAUUUGAUGCCUUUACAGAGUGGAUGGAAAGCCUCACCCACAUUACAAGCUUUCUGGAUUGUAGAAUGUCCUACACUGUCAUAAAGAUGCAAAAACAACAUGGGUGCUAAUUGGCCCUAGAUUGCUCUCAUCCCAUAUGAUAGUGUUGAUGGAAGAUGGAUGCAGGAGGAUGGUUGUUACAAAUUAUAAUCAGAAGAAUUAGGCUUCCUUCGUUUGAUGAUGGUUCUGUCUUGUUGAAAAAUGCCAAAGAAACAAUUGUGGAUUUGCCUCUCAUGUGCCAGCAAGUGCUAUUUUAUUAUUGACUUGUACAUGUUUAUUUCUUCGUCUUUUUGAGUGACUGGUACAUAAUAUCUAAUAGUUUGCAUCAAUCUCAAUGCUUGCUCAUUACCCACGCAGCAGCAUGAAAAAUUAAGGACUCAUUACCUAUUUAGUGGCAACUGAUCAUCCUACUUAUCUGCAAUAAUUUGUUAAAGGCCUGAAGCAAAGAUCUGAUUCUGAUUCAAGCAGAUUUAGAGGUCAUAAUCAUGAAAGGUUCAAUGAUGCUGUCUAGCUGAGACCUGAUCAGUUGAUUAUAUAUAUGAACCUUGCAAUUUAAUAUUGCACAAGAAAUGGAGGUUUUUUAUUGCAAUUUAGUAUCACAGCAAGACGUCUACGAACUGGUUUGAAUUUAGUUCUGGAAACUGAAGAUUGCUGAGAAAUCAACUAUGAUCUCUGAAGGCACAAGUAAGAACUAGCAAUCUGGGACGCCCUGAGAGAAUUUCCUAAAUUUGAAGAUUUUAGCUGAACGAUUAAUGGUCUUUUUUUUCCUCAAAAAUCAAUAUAUAUUAUAUAUAUGGGACCUAGAAUUUCUGCAUAUUCAGUUGAAAUUCUGCUAGAAUUUCUGCAUAUGUAUGUGAACCUUACUUCACUUCAAUGCCUUAAUAUUUGGGAUUGUCCACAAAUAACAACCUUGUCUUCUGCCAUGUGGCAUGCAGUGGUGGAAAAAUCAUUGGUUAAACAAAAUAAGAUUCAGCGCUUCAUAAUUCUUCAAAUCUAACUUAUUCCUUCCAUCUAGUUGUUUGGUAAGUCUUAUUACUGGGUUGUUUUUCUAUCAUUUUUGUUGUUAUAUUUUCUUGCGCAUGGACAAUUAAAUAUCAAAAAGCCCACAGUUUUACCUUUCUUUAAUUUGGUUUCCGGGAAAACAAAUUGACAAUCUGGAGUUUCUUCUGGAAAAUGUUUAAGGCAUUUGCCCCAACUGAGGUCUAAUCUUCAGGCAUGUGAUAUUUAAGAAAUCAUUUACGUGAUUGCAGAAUUGUUUGAACUUCUGUUACCAGAUGCAUGUUCUGAGUGAGAUCCAGAGUGUUCGGAGAUUUGAGGUUUUAUAGUUUGGAAGUUGAUAAUGGUUCUAAUUUGUUGAAAGAUGCCAGAAAAGAACAGUUGUGAAUUGGCCUCUCUUGUGCAAGGAAGGUUUUUUUUUUGGUCUGGUGCAUUGUGCAAAAUUUUCAAUCUAUAUGGACCCAAUUGCAGUUUAGACUUUAAAGGAAACCUUGCGGGCACAACUACAUGUGAAAGAGAAGCCCAUCCAUCGAUCAAAGCUUUGGAGUUAUCUUGUGCCAAUUUGUCUCUUGUUGACUCAUCUAAUUCUAUUGUGGUUGAAUCGAAUUCAAAGAAUGUUGUUUCUUGGGUUCUUAAACCGGAUUCCACUCCUUGGCAACUAUCAUUGGUGAUUAACUCCAUUGUGACCAGCAUUGAAUCCCUUCCACCUGUUUACCUUUUGCUUCUGCUCACGAGAAUCCAACUCAGUUGCAGAUUUGUUGGCCAAACAAGGUUCAAGGCGCAAUGAAGAUUUCAUUGCUUUCUUAUAAAUCCUGGUUUGAAAUUGUUGGAUGUAUUUGUGUAUUCAGCAUGUUUCUUUUGUUUGUUUGUUUGUUGUUUUUCUCUUGAGAUGUGAGCUGGCUUUUGGUUCCAGGAUUGUAUCCCUUUGGUUCUAGGCUUGUAGUUUUGUUCCGUCCAGGUUUUUUACUUAGCAUGUGUCAUCCUAGGUUGGGUGUACUGGGUAGGUCUAAUGACCUGGGUUUAGUUGGAUAACACAUGCUAAGUUUUUCCUAGAUUUAUUAAUAAAAUAAUUUUACUUAUAAAAAAUAAAAAGUGCAGUCUAGCAUUGGAGAGCA